AAAAGUCUGCUUCAGUGGUUUUAUAUGCUGUGUUUCUUUGGGAGCUUUUCUGUGCUGUACAUGUUUUUCCACACUGACGUCAAAAGAAAACUAAUAACGCCAUCGAUUGAAUCCCUAUUUUUGCAUAAUGUUGAUGUGUUUACUGAGGAGGUCCCAGGGUAUUAUUGCCCAAGUAACAUUGAAGAGGAUGCUGCCGAAGAUAUUCUUUGCAUGGAGAGAAAGCAGUUUCUAAAGAAUUACAAAAAUCCAUGCUGGCUUCAAGAGAUAGACGACUAUGGAAGUUAUCCCGUACAAACAGAGCUCCGUUGCUUUCCAUACUUCCAUAUAUUUGGUGUUUGUAAGACUGGGACGACAGAUCUUUUUUUCCGGCUAACCCAACAUCCACAGAUAUUGAACAAUUUUGGUCUUCUUAAUAAGGAGACUUGGUACUGGUCCUGGAGGCGCUAUGGCCAAGCCACCAUAAAUCAGACAAAAAUUACACUAGACGAGUUUUCGAUGCUAUUCAGCAUGGAUAAAAUGAGAGAGACAAAAACUUCAUUAGAUGACUGGUCACAGUAUUCGGAUCUUAUUACAGGUCAUGGUGAUCCUAUGGAUUUUUGGGAUCAUAGUCAUUGGCGAGAAAUUCCACAGAACGCCCCAUAUUCAAAGUCACCAAAAUUCUUGACACCACACUUAGUAAAGCAUGUACAACCAAACAUCAAAUUGAUUCUGCUGCUUCGCGAACCUGCAGAAAGAUUGUAUAGUCAUUAUUACCAUGGAAGAUAUGGCAGAACAUCGGAAGAAUUUCAUCAUGACGUCAUCACAGGGAUACAAGUGUUAAAUGAGUGCCUCUCCUUCAACAGUUUCAAAACUUGUUUAUAUGGACAUGAUAUAACACAAUUAAUGCGUCUUCCACUGUCUGCUAGUUUAUACUAUAUUCACCUCAAAGAGUGGCUCGAUGUAUUUCCCAGGGAACAGAUAUUUAUUUUAAGGAAUGAAGAUUAUCAAAAAGAUAUGAAAUACAGUCUUCUUAAAUUAUUUGCUUUCCUUGGUGUGGGAGACAUUCCGUCAAACCUGUUGAACGAAAUUAUAAAGAUGCCACACAAGUACGAGACAAAACGGAAACAAAAUCAAGGUUCUAUGCUUAACGAAACAUGGGAAAUAUUAACUGAUUUUUUCGAGGAACCAAAUAGAAAAUUGGCAGCCAUGUUAAACGAUGAACGAUACCUUUGGAAAGACACAGAAUUCAAGUUCAGACCUAAAAAGUUACAAAGGAUAGUAAGAAAGAUAAGAGGAGAUGACCAUUUAAGACGUUAUUAUGAAAGAAAGAAAAAUUCAGAACUCAAUCCAAAAUCAAUGAUUGAUCGUUUUAUAAUGUCAUCCAAUUCCUAUGAAGAAUGGGUAGCAAAGGUAAAGAAAUACCAGGAAGAAAGACUUAAAACAUACAAUUCAAAUAAGAGAAAAAAACCAGACAGAACUUUUCAUCGUGAAAAACUAAAAAUGAACCAACCUUCAUCUUUACCAUUUUCUCCUUCUCACAGAAAUCAUACGUUUCAGCAAUCAAAAAGAAAUGAUAGUGAAGUAUUAGAAGUUGUUACGUUUUCAAGCAGCACUAAUUCAGAUCAAAAGAAAAGCUAUAUUCAAAAAGAUUUUACAAAUACAAGUGACACUGAUAUAACAAAAUCUGUGUCAAACUAUACAGUUAAAAAUCAAAUCAAACCACCUGUUUAUGUAGGAAAUAUCACUCGUGUUCGUUCUAUACCCACCAGAAAAAGAUUACAGAAUUUUCAUCGAAGAAGAAAGAGACGCGAGAGACGGACAGUUCAUAGCUUUAAGUCUAUAUAUUGA
This is a messenger RNA of Saccostrea echinata, 1827 nucleotides long. Its product is annotated as carbohydrate sulfotransferase 15-like. The coding region runs from base 25 to 1827 and encodes 600 amino acids. The record is from RefSeq and is a predicted model, not a curated record. Gene Ontology annotation, molecular function: N-acetylgalactosamine 4-sulfate 6-O-sulfotransferase activity. Gene Ontology annotation, biological process: hexose biosynthetic process. The transcript has 7 exons. NCBI's taxonomy places the organism in Eukaryota, Metazoa, Mollusca, Bivalvia, Ostreida, Ostreidae.